AUGGCAAUGCAUGAUUCAGCAUUACUGAACGCUCUGAUUGCGUGGUCUUCGUCUCAUCUUUCGCUGCGAGAUAAAGCUUUCCACCAAGUUGCUAUGCAUAAUCGGCUUGCUGCGCUUCGGGAUCUGCGUCUUUCUCUCCAGUCCAGUCCUGCCAAUGUGGAGACUAAUCUUGCAAUUACGUUAGUGCUUUGCUCGAUGGAGAGUAUCAUGGCAGAUAACGACAAAGCAUGGUAUCUGCAUCUUAUGGGCGCGGCCGGCAUUAUUUCGUCUCGCACGUCUAUUGAACCUGGCAACGGGUUGGACUCCUCACAGCUUCUUCAGACUUUCGAGGAUGCUACCACUGGCCGGUGGCUUUUACGCAACUUUGCCUAUCAUGAUAUAUUAAUGGCAGUAGCUUUGGACAGAAUGCCGCUGCUACCUUCACACCUUUUUGUUCAGCUUGACGAAGUGCCCAUGGCCGAUUCAUACUUUGGCCUGGCUUCUGAGAUUCUGGAGAUCCUUUAUCUGAUUAUUAACCUGAACGCCCAAAUCAAAUCCCUGAAGGACCACACCUCCAACUACACCAAAGCCUUACCAGUCUCUAUUUCCGACAUCUCAGCCACAUUCACAUCCCUCGAAUCCCGCCUAAAGGCAUGGACCUGCCCGCCAUCAAACGACAAAUCCUUAAUAUUGCUAGCUGAAUCAUACCGCAGCUCAGCCCUCCUAUACCUAUACCGAGUGGUCCGUCGAGGUCUUCCCAACCGGGUAGACAGUCUAUCCAUCAAAAUCACCCACGAAGUGGCAGCAAUGGUCACCAACAUCGACAAGAUGCCAACUCGAAGUCUCCCAGAAUGUACAUUACUAUUCCCGAUUUUCCUUGCAGGGGGAGAAGCCACAGAAGAAGCCCAUAUCAAAAGUAUCCGGCACAAAAUGCUCGAUAUGAUCGAGUCCCGCGGGUUCCGAAACGUAGAAGUGGCACUUUGCAUUCUAGAAAAGCUCUGGCGCUUGAACCUAGAAAGAAAGACCUCACAGGCGAAAGGAACAGUGGACUGGCUGGACAUUGUACAACAAGAUGGAGUGUUACUUUCACUAUCAUAA
Molecule: messenger RNA, 1077 nt
Organism: Penicillium canescens
Lineage: Eukaryota; Fungi; Ascomycota; Eurotiomycetes; Eurotiales; Aspergillaceae
Product: fungal specific transcription factor domain-containing protein
Exons: 1
Coding region: 1-1077 (358 amino acids)
Biological process (GO): positive regulation of transcription by RNA polymerase II
Cellular component (GO): nucleus
Molecular function (GO): transcription cis-regulatory region binding; DNA-binding transcription factor activity
Source: RefSeq, a predicted model, not a curated record